Messenger RNA from Seminavis robusta, 1452 nucleotides. Lineage: Eukaryota; Bacillariophyta; Bacillariophyceae; Naviculales; Naviculaceae. The record is from the annotation of a GenBank genome assembly.
AUGAAACUCGUGGCAUUGCUGACUUCUGUCUACACAAGAUUUGGCCUUCCGGUUGGGCACUUGCAUGGAGCAACAAGUUCUGAAGAUGCUUGGAAUCAAAUAUUGGCAGAAGCUUCCAGACUAUGCAAACAAGAAUACAACCCUAACUACCAAGGAGAAGAAUCACCAAGGCAACUUCAUCAAGGAUAUUUGCGUAUCUGUGGCAGAACAAAGGACUCGCAGCAUAGGACUACCAUUAAGUCGGAGCACAAGGAGGUGAUCUACAGAAGGUUGAAUCCUGCAAAAAUCAGUAAUAGUGUUGCAUGGAUUCGGAAGACCAACACGGAAGAGGAUGGCUAUAAUGGCCUGCUAGGUGUGUGCGAUUAUCAUCCAAGGGUGUUUCAGAAACACAAGGAUAUUGUAUGGAAAAAAGAAGGGUUUUCCUUUAAAAAUUUCACUCCAUGCAAUGCUCCCGCGACGCCUAUACAACCAGUUGAGAGGUUCUCUGAAGUGCCAAGUCCACCAAGAACUCCUGAAACUCCAAGUGCAGCUGCAAUGAUGGAAUUCUUGAAUAACAUGGAUGAAGAAUCCCGUAAUGGCCUUCUCGCAAAGUUCACGACACCUCCCAAGAUCUCAGACCUGAAUGGGGAUCCCACUGGGGAUUCAUUCAGCACUCCAGCCAAGACUCGAGCUAGGGACUCCCCUCACUUGCCAGAUUCCAGUCCUACCAAGACUCCAACUCAGGAUUCACCUCACGUAAAUGGAGAAGAUGAUCCUUUGGGCAAGAUGGCAAAUUCACUGAAGAAUCGGGGCCUGGAACCCCUAGAUGGUUCUGAUAGUUCUGAUGAGGAGCAACUAUUCAAGACUUUCCCUCCAAAACCAAAGAAGAAGAAAGGGGUGUUGAAAACGAAAACAAAGGAUAAAACCCUCCUUCCCAAGAAAGCAAAGACAAACAGGCCAAAGCAAGUUACUCCUUCUAAGAGCUCCAACCAUUCUACUGCUGGGGCGAAACUGUCCAAGAAUGACGAGCCACCACAAACACCACCACCUCCUCCCACAUUCCCUGAACCCAUUGCGUGCGAUCCUUCAUUGCAUCUUGACAUUGCAAACUUCACUAAGUUUGAAAAAUCCUAUUUCACACCAGCAAUCAGAUCCAAACAUCCAGAAUGGGCUGAGAAAUGUAUUCAGUGUGAACAGAGCAUUUGGGAACAGCCAGUCAAGGAUGUUUGGAUGUGUGAGAAUACAAAGAAAGCCAAUUGUUGUUGUAAGUAUGCCUUGUGUAAACCCUGUUGGAUGCAGAGACUCCAAAAGGGAGUCAUGGGGCACCUAGCACUUGCCUCUCCCGAGAAAAGGCGGUUAAAUGAAGAGGGCAGGAUUUUGGAGGAAGAGGAUGGAUUUGCACCUCGUAAAAGUGCUAGAAAGAGGAUCAAGCUUUCAGACAAAGAGAAUAAAACCUAUCAAUUCAAUACUUGA